Xyrauchen texanus (razorback sucker) is the source of this 1774-nucleotide messenger RNA. RefSeq names its product homeobox D11a (gene hoxd11a). Bases 58 to 891 code for a protein of 277 amino acids. Gene Ontology annotation, molecular function: DNA-binding transcription factor activity, RNA polymerase II-specific; RNA polymerase II cis-regulatory region sequence-specific DNA binding. The record is from RefSeq and is a predicted model, not a curated record. Lineage: Eukaryota; Metazoa; Chordata; Actinopteri; Cypriniformes; Catostomidae. The transcript is spliced from 2 exons. Gene Ontology annotation, biological process: regulation of transcription by RNA polymerase II; anatomical structure development. Gene Ontology annotation, cellular component: nucleus.
GGCAAAGUUUAACACAGUCAAGCAGCCGAUUUCUGCUCUCCAAGGCUAAAGCGAGCAAUGACGGACUACGAUGAUCGAAGCAACUGUGCACCUAAUAUGUAUUUACCAUACUAUGUUUCUGCGCCUGAUUUCUCGUCGGUCUCGACGUUUUUACCACAGACUCCAACGUGUCAAGUUAAUUUUCCCUAUUCUUCGAACAUAGCUCAAGUCCAACCUGUUCGUGAAGUGUCUUUCAGGGACUAUGGACUUGAUCAUCCGAGUAAAUGGCAUUACAGGGGCAAUUACGCUUCGUACUAUUCAACGGACGAGAUAAUGCACCGAGAUCUCCUGCAGUCUUCCAAAAGAGCGGAAAUGAUUUUUAAAAACGAUUCCAUGUAUAGCCUUCACGGCAGCAGUAACUCAUCAUGCAGUUUCUUCACCAACGUCGGCCGGAACGGGGUACUUCCACAAGGAUUUGAUCAGUUUUUUGAGACUGUUAACCCUGAGAAGCCCAACCCUGAGCAAUCCAAACAAAAGCAAGACCACAGUUUCCCCGGAGAUGCUGCAUGUUAUAAAGUGUCUACAGAUAGCGCGGAGCAGAACAAACGAGUCCCUACUGAAACCACAGAGGAGGAAUCCUCAAUAUCAACAUGUGAUGAAGAAAAGAACAACGGCUCAAGUACAACAAAGUCCAGAAAAAAGAGAUGUCCAUAUUCGAAAUACCAGAUCCGAGAACUUGAACGAGAAUUCUUUUUCAAUGUGUACAUAAACAAAGAGAAGCGCCAGCAGUUGUCAAGAAUGCUCAAUCUUACAGACCGACAAGUGAAGAUUUGGUUCCAGAACCGAAGGAUGAAAGAGAAAAAGUUGAACCGAGAUCGUCUCCAGUAUUUCACUGGAAAUCCAUUGUUCUGAAAGUCAUUAUUUUGUUCGAUUGGCUUCGGCAGAAGAUAAAUCAUGACAUUUUUGUAUUAUUUUAAUUGUAUUUUUACAUAAUUGUAAGACAAUGCAUUUGACUAAACAGGCAGACCACACAGAUUAUUUUUUACGUCAAUACUAUAUAAUUCUGCAAAAUAUUUGCUAUCACAAGCCAAUGCCAUCGUUAACACGAUUUCUUUUCUAAAAACAACUAUGAAAGUAAAGGUACUUAGACAAUCUCUUUAUACGUUGGUCUUAUACUGUUUAUGUGUUGAUGCCAUUGAAAUGCAAACAUUUUGUAUGUGUAUUUAUUGAUAGUAAAUGCAUUGUGCAUUUACUGAGAUUCACAUUAAUUAACGGUUCUCAUUGCGCAAGCAACAAAAAAGUUUGGUUACAGUAUUCAAUACGUUACAAUGACAUUACACAUUACAAUUACAAUGAGGUAGAGAUAUGUAUGCAUUUAUUCGUUAGUAGCAUGUAAUGUAUUAAAGUAAAUAUAAUUAAACCAAAAUACAACAAGGUAUUUGCAGAUGUAUCUAUUGCUAUGACGACGUGACUUUGGUGCACCCAUAGAUCGGCAGCUAAAUGUUCUAUUUCAUUUAGCGUAUGCGAUUUGUUUUAAAUGAUGCGAUGUGAUACUGUGUUUUUAAAUAUCACAGGGAGAGAGGAAAAGUGAAAUAAAUAUAUUUCAAAUGGGAAAGCGUGAAAACUUUAUAGGUCUAUAACUAAUUCAUUCCUUGUAUGUUGUUUUACACUAAGGCUGUUUACUAAACCUUGAACAGUCUAGACAGAACAAUAAACGUUGGGCAGUAAAUUAAAUUGGGGCUAUUGGACCCACUAUCCACUUCAACUGCAACUUUGCCCUGAAAGACAAAGGGUG